Messenger RNA from Nasonia vitripennis (jewel wasp), 6522 nucleotides. It is a transcript of the gene Cul1, whose product is annotated as cullin-1. Lineage: Eukaryota; Metazoa; Arthropoda; Insecta; Hymenoptera; Pteromalidae. Bases 1376 to 3700 code for a protein of 774 amino acids. The record is from RefSeq and is a predicted model, not a curated record. Gene Ontology annotation, cellular component: SCF ubiquitin ligase complex. Gene Ontology annotation, biological process: SCF-dependent proteasomal ubiquitin-dependent protein catabolic process; protein ubiquitination. The transcript is spliced from 13 exons. Gene Ontology annotation, molecular function: ubiquitin protein ligase binding.
CGUCCAGCCCGCGAGUAUAGCCUAUCUUAUAGUCUAGACGGCCAGCCAGACAGGCGGGCCAGAGGAGCCGGAUUUCCUCGCUCCUCGAGACGACGACAGUUUCUGUCUCCUUCGGAAUCGAGGCUCGUUCAUCCGCGAAGAGAAAUAUAACCAUUUGGUCUCGGGCGCGCGGGUUACGUAAAAAAUGCCACUGCCAUGGAUUUAACCUAAGCGCGAAAAUCGCCAUCUCCGGAUAUCGAGAGUUCGCAGAAGAGGAGGAUAUCGCAACGAAGGUAAUAUCUACAUCAUUCAGAGAUAAGGAAAGUGUUGGCGAUUUUCUCGAGAUCCGUGCAUGCAUCGCGUUCGAGGAGGGGGAGAAAUCGCGAAAACGGACAAAAGUUUGCAGCAAGUGCGCGCGAUAUAUUGCGACGGGAAAGUGUGCGUGCGAAAGAGAGAGAGGGGAGACGUCCACUCGAACUACUCGAAGCAGCAGCGCAGCGAAGUAUACCUAAAUAAUAAGUGGCACAGUCUUUGUCUUUUGAGCUCGGCCGUGCAGAUUCGUUAUCGGGCGAGAGAUUAUUGCCGUAACGUUUACCUAUACGCGAAUUGUCGGCUCCUCUCUUUUGAAAAAGCAUCGUAAGGAGAAAGAUCCGAGGCAGAGAUAAUAGUGCGAAUAAUCUGCGCGACCAAGUACAGAGCAGCCGUGGCGCGCGCGCAGGGCGAAACAUGAGCGCGGCUUCGUUGGUAGGCGUGCGACUUAACCUGUCAAGUUUUGGUGAGCCAGCAGGAGCAGGAGCAGCUCGCCGUCGUCGAGGAGCCGAGUAGUGCGCGCUGUACCUACACUACUCGUCCGCCCCCCGGAGGAGAAAGAAGUAAGAGAGAGGGAGAGAUACCUAUACCUAUAGACGGACAAGCGGCUCACUGCGAGUGCUGCAUCUCGACGCUAUACCCGAGGGAGAGAGAGAUAGAGAGAUAGAGAGAUAGAGAGAGAGAGAGAGAGAGAGAGAGAGAGAGAGUGAGACGAGUGCUGAGCGUGCCCACGCGUUGUUCCCUAAACUACUUCUCUUCUCCUUGCGCAGGCCUCCCCCGAGUGUCUGCGAGCAACGAAACCUAGCCCCCGUCGCAGUCGUCUCGAGUUUCGCGAGUGCGAGCCUAUAUCCUAUCUCUAGUGCAUGUGUGUGUGCGAGUGCGCGCGCUACUCGUUAGAUUGCUGGUUACUGUACACUCUCGAAGACGAGGCCGACCGGAGAAACGACGAUUCUGCCGCACUGCACGAGAAGAGGACGCUCUCGGUUGCAGUCAGGCGGUCUUAUGCGCCGGUGAAAGUCACUCGCCAGGAUAUACUUUUAGAGAAGAGUCGAGUAUAAUACAAACUGAUAUAGAGCAAUAUCUCAAGAUGUCAGGGUAUCGAAGUAGUCACAGCAGCAACCAGGGUCCACCUGGUCUCAAACAAAUCGAUCUUGAUCAAAUUUGGGGAGAUCUUAAAGAAGGCAUUGAGCAAGUUUACAAUAGGCAGUGCAUGUCCAAGCCUAGAUAUAUUGAAUUAUACACGCAUGUUUAUAACUAUUGCACGAGUGUGCACCAACAAAUAAACUCAAGCAGGCAAAGCUCAAAAAGUAAAAAGGGUCAAAUAACUGGAGGUGCCCAACUAGUUGGGCUAGAGCUUUACAAGCGACUGCGUGAAUUUCUUCGAAAUUAUCUUAUUUCUUUACUCAAGCAAGGAAUUGAUCUUAUGGAUGAAGAUGUACUACAGUUUUAUACAAGACAAUGGGAGGAAUAUCAGUUUAGUAGUAAAGUAUUAAACGGUGUAUGCGCAUACCUGAAUCGUCACUGGGUACGCCGAGAAUGCGAAGAAGGUCGCAAAGGAAUCUAUGAAAUUUAUCAAUUAGCAUUGGUGACAUGGAGGGAUAAUUUGUUUAAACACCUCAAUAGACAGGUUACCAAUGCUGUCUUGAAACUGAUCGAGAGAGAAAGAAAUGGAGAAACAAUAAACACACGAUUAGUUAGUGGAGUUAUCAAUUGUUAUGUAGAACUAGGCCUAAAUGAAGAAGAUCCAGGUGCCAAGGGACAAACCCUUACCGUGUACAAAAAUUCAUUUGAAAAUCUAUUCUUGGAAGAUACGGAAAGGUUUUACACUCGCGAAAGUUCGGAAUUCCUCCGUCAUAAUCCUGUUACGGAAUACAUGAAAAAGGUGGAUCAUAGGUUACAAGAAGAGCAGAAACGUGUCCAAGUUUACCUGCACAUAACUACGCACGAAAGAUUAGCAAAAACGUGCGAAAGAGUACUCAUAGAAAAACACCUGGACAUUUUCCAUGCAGAGUUCCAAAAUUUGUUGGAUUCUGAUAAAAACUCUGAUUUGGGUACAAUGUACAAAUUAGUUGCAAGAAUACCAAAUGGUCUUGGUGAAUUGAGAAAUCUUUUGGAAAGUCACAUAGCCAACCAAGGUCUUGCAGCUAUUGACAAGUGUGGUGACUCUGCAGUUAAUGAUCCUAAGAUUUACGUUAACACGAUUUUGGAAGUUCACAAGAAAUAUAAUAAAUUAGUACUCGUUUCAUUUAGCAAUGAUAGCGGUUUUGUAGCAGCCUUAGAUAAGGCUUGUGGCAGAUUUAUCAACACUAAUUCUGUAACUAAGGCAGCAAACAGUAGUAGUAAGUCUCCAGAAUUGUUAGCUAAAUACUGUGAUGUACUGCUUAAGAAGAGCAGUAAGAAUCCUGAAGAAGCAGAACUCGAAGAUACGCUUAACCAAGUUAUGGUUGUGUUUAAAUACAUAGAAGACAAAGACGUGUACCAAAAAUUCUACAGCAAAAUGCUUGCAAAGAGAUUGGUGCAACACAUGUCUGCUAGUGAUGAUGCUGAAGCUUCCAUGAUAUCGAAACUAAAGCAGGCUUGUGGUUUCGAGUAUACUUCUAAACUUCAGCGAAUGUUCCAGGAUAUUGGAGUAUCAAAAGACUUGAAUGAACAUUUUCGAAGACAUCUUACGAAUUCGGCGGAACCUUUGGAUAUAGAUUUCAGUAUACAAGUUUUAUCGUCAGGUUCAUGGCCAUUCCAACAAUCCUUUACAUUUUCAUUACCAACGGAGCUGGAAAGAUCAGUUCACAGAUUCACAUCCUUCUACAGUUCUCAACACAGUGGGAGAAAGUUAAACUGGUUGUACAACAUGUCUAAGGGUGAACUACAUACUAACUGUUUUAAAAAUCGCUAUACAUUGCAAGCAUCAACCUUCCAAAUGGCAGUCCUACUGCAAUAUAAUACCUCAACAUCAUGGACAAUACAGCAGUUACACGAGUCUACACAAAUUAAAAUGGACUUCCUCUUACAAGUAAUUCAAAUUCUACUCAAAGCAAAGUUACUUGUAACCAGUGAUGAUGAGUCUGAGCUUGGACCUACUUCAACAGUAGAUCUUUUUACUGGUUAUAAAAAUAAAAAAUUAAGAGUAAAUAUCAACAUACCAAUGAAGACGGAGCUUAAAAUAGAACAGGAGACGACACACAAACACAUAGAGGAAGAUCGAAAGCUCCUUAUUCAAGCAGCUAUUGUCAGAAUCAUGAAAAUGCGUAAAGUUUUAAAGCAUCAACAACUUGUUGCAGAAGUUCUGAACCAACUGAGUAUCAGGUUCAAACCCCGAGUGCAUGUCAUAAAGAAAUGUAUAGAUAUUUUGAUUGAAAAGGAGUAUCUGGAGCGAACGAAAAGCCAGAAUAAUACAUAUAGCUAUCUAGCGUAAUCUUGAUUCGGGAAUGCGAUUCAAAAGUCAAGAGGCGAAUAUGAUCAUACUCUUCAAUUGUUACACACGCGUUUCGAAAUAUUUAUUUACAUCGCUGAUUUGAUAUCCUACUAAUGAUGCCUUUGUGCCGUGUUAUCCCUCUGGUCGCAUUUAGAACUGGUUUUUAUAAUACGUUAUGAUAAAAUUACUUCAUAGUCACGUCGUUAGGUGCGUUAAAUUAUUUUUUUGUGGUGCACAAGUAACGAUCUCCGAUUAUGUACAUCUAUUAAUCUAACAGAACUCGUAAUUUAGAAAUACUUGACUUGUGCUUUAAGAUUAUCACUUUUCUUUUAUAUUGCCAAAAUAGUAAAAAUAUACCUUUUAAUGCUAAUUUUUAAAUUAUCGAUAUAUAACUUCGUUAAAUCAUUUUAUAAUGAGAAUUUUUAUUUGUAAGAUUUAAAAAAAGAUAAAUUCCGUUUUGAGACGUGCGAAAUGAAAAGAAAUCGACGUGACUCUAAGGCUGUAAUUAAUGUAUAAAGUCUCAUUUGAAAGAAAACUUUAUUGUCUAUUCUUACAUUUAUAAUCCAAAACUUAUCUUAGGUAGUAAUGUAAUUUAUGACAUAAAUGUUGGAAAGUAAGCGAAUUAAAUUUUCAAAAAAAUUUUUUUAAUUUCAUUGUCUUUGUGUAUUUUUUCUUUAAAACUCACUCUUAUCAACAGAAUAGCAUUUUAAGAAGGGAAAAUAAAGUACGAAAAAGCUAUUAUUGUUAAAGAAUAAAAACGAUUUAGUUUCUCCAAGAAUGUGAAACAAGUCAAAAAUCUUAAAAUUGUACAAUACCAAAAGUUGUUGUUGCUUGGUGUUGUAAUACUAAUAGUUGUAAAAAUCCUUUUUUGGCAAGUGCAUAGCUAGGAUCUUGACAUUUUCUCAUACAUUGUUUACUACCGCUAAUUAAGAACGCUAGACAAUAAGUGGGCGGGUCUCGACUGUCCUUUAUAAUCCCUUCUUUUAGUGCGAGUUAGCAAUUUCAUUAGCGUACAAAUUGCAGUAAUAAUUUUCGGUAUAAAACUAACAUUUAAAUAAUAACAAGCUAACGUAUGUUUGAUAGCAUGAAAAAAGAAAAUAUGCACCUUAUCUGAUUGCAUAUAUGCGAAUAAUAUUGAAUUUUAGAAUAAGGAUGAAGUUUAUUGAUCGUUCUUAGGAAUUUACUUUGAACAAACUAUUUUUUCCAUAACGAUUCUUAGCUUAUAAAGUGAGGUAAAUACUUUCUGCUGUAAAAAAGUAUAAGUCGUACGUAACGUAAAAUUUCUUCGACCAUACAUCGUGUAUAAAAACAGAAUAUAAAAGUAAAUAGAAGAUUUGUGAAUUUUCGGUGUGUGCAAGUGUGGGACUAUACAAACGAAAAAAAAUAGUGCAGUAUAUAAUUUUGGCUCAUAUUAUACGAGAACCGACAACAAAAAUACUGAAAAGACCAAAAGUCUGAGACGAAUGAGCACGUAAUAGUGAUUUUGAUCGUUACUAAUCAAAUUAUAUCGAAAAAUCGUAUCAGUCACUUCGAAGUAAGAAAUAAUUUUUUGAUGUCCGUAAAGAGUAAAAUUUUUUGCGUAUUUUACUAAAGAGAGAGAGAGAGAGAGAGAGAAAAAUUUAUCGUCGCUUCAAGAUAACGAGAAAAACGAAGAAAGCAAGAGAAGUUGAAAUAUAAGAAUCAUGGGAUAAAAAGUAUAAUGCUUCUGACGACUGCGCAGUUAUUAUUGGCUUACGGCGGAAUAUUUUAAAUAAUAUCUAAUCGUGAUAACUUCGAAAGAAAAAAAACUAUCUAGCCGACUCUUCGCCAAUAGUACCUGCCUUUUUUCUUGUGCGAGAUCGGUAUGAUAUCACGUGUAAUAACAAAAAAUCACACUGUACGGACUGACGAUUCCAGGCGAGCUCACACACUGCUAAAGCCAACGUUUUUUUCGUUGUAAAAGAAACGACAAAAAACAAGUUAUGGCGACGUUUCGUUACAUCUAAAACUGCGUUUUGUGCUCAUGCACUCACAAGGGAUUUCAUUAUUAAUUUCGAAUGAACAUACACAAAACCACAAUUGAAUUGUUUUAUAACAAUGUUAUUCUUUGUCAGAGUAUGCGCACGUAUCCAAGUCCGAUCAAAGACGAAAAGCUUUAUUAUGCACGCUAGCGUACGAGUGACAAAAGUUAUAUAAAUAAUAACUGAAAGCGAUUUAGAGAGAAAGCGAUCGAGCUCUCGCGCAAGUGUGUGUGUGUGAGAGAGAGAGAGAGAGAGAGAGAGAGCGAGAGAGCGAGAGACUUAUGUUCUUAUUCGUGAGAAAUUGAUAGCCUUCGUAAGUAUAAUGAAAAAAAAAUUCAUCUUAUAGUGAAUAGCAGCAGUAGCAGCUAAUCCGUUUUUGUACUCUCUGUGUCAACGAGGCGCCUGUUGCUGUCCGGCAAAAUUCGAUUAUAGGCUACGGGUGCCGUCCGCUGCUUUCCGUAUAUUACAUGUAUACAAGUAUAACGAGAGGUUUGCGUUUCGUUCAUAUACUUAUGAAUAUAAAUAUUAUUGCAAGCUUGACGGUUCUGAGUUUUUGUACGCGACGAACGACUUCGAUUGGCAUUUCAUGGCCAACGGAACUUCUGUGUUAUUUAAAAAAAGAUGCUGCAUUGAUCGAUCGACACUCAACGAUACCAUGAUGUGAAAUAUAUGUGCUUGCAAACAGUGAAUGGUUCGACGCAACUGAUGCUACUGUUCUUUUGUACAUACAGUGCGUUGCGAUUUUAUUGUUACUUUUUUUGUUUCUUGCACAAAAAAGAUAAAAACGUAUGUAAAUAAACCUUAAAGUCAUUUCAAACGGUA